Aedes aegypti (yellow fever mosquito) is the source of this 2372-nucleotide messenger RNA. It is a transcript of the gene mRRF2, whose product is annotated as ribosome-releasing factor 2, mitochondrial. The coding region runs from base 13 to 2322 and encodes 769 amino acids. Gene Ontology annotation, molecular function: translation elongation factor activity; GTPase activity; GTP binding. Gene Ontology annotation, cellular component: mitochondrion. Lineage: Eukaryota; Metazoa; Arthropoda; Insecta; Diptera; Culicidae. Gene Ontology annotation, biological process: ribosome disassembly; mitochondrial translation. The record is from RefSeq and is a predicted model, not a curated record. The transcript is spliced from 4 exons.
AACAAACGUGCGAUGUUUUGGCCGGUGGUGGCUGCUGCAUGCAGUUUGUGUUUCUUUCUUCCUGCUUUGGGACGUUUUCCCUUCUACUGCAGCAACAUGUUGUGCAACCGAUCGGUUACCCGGCGAAUCAAACAUUUCCUCCAACAUGCAGCCAUCAUCCGACGGAAUCACUCGUCCGGAUCCGAACACGCCGUCCAGGAGAAGUACAUCCGUAACAUCGGAAUCCUGGCCCAUAUUGAUGGAGGGAAAACCACAACCACCGAACGGAUGCUGUUCUACUCUGGCAAAACGCACGUCCUUGGGGAGGUCCACCACGGCAACACGGUGACGGACUUUUUGGUACAGGAGCGGGAACGUGGUAUAACGAUUUGCAGCGCAGCGGUAAGUUUCGAUUGGCGGGACCAUCGGAUAAACCUGCUGGACACACCGGGCCAUAUCGAUUUCACGAUGGAAGUGGAACAGUCCCUGGCGGCCGUCGACGGAACGGUGGUGAUUUUGGACGGAUCGGCAGGAGUUGAGGCGCAAACCGUUACGGUGUGGAAUCAAGCCGAUAGACACCAAUUGCCGCGGGUAGUUUUCGUGAACAAGAUGGACAAAGAUAAUGCAGACUUUGAAGGAUGUUUGCAGGAUCUGAGAAAGAAGUUGGGAGUGGUUCCGUUGCCCAUACAGCUCCCGUUGAUGGACAAAGGAAAGCUGGCAGGUAUAAUCGACAUCAUAUCGGGAACGCAGGUCAUUUUCGAUAGAAAUUCCCAAGGUAGAUUGUACAACAAAGUUCCGCUGGCUGACGCAGCACUGAUGGAUGCACAAGACCGGCUAUACGAAUUGAUUGACUCCCUUUCCGGUAUGGACGAUCAACUCGCACAGGCUAUCAUCGAGGCAGACAGUAUGGAUAACAUCGACUCGAAGUUGAUCUUCCAAGCAAUUCGAGCAUGCACUAUGAAGCAACAGAUUGUACCGGUCUUGCUAGGGUCCGCGUACAAGAACAUCGGAGUGCAAUUGCUGAUGGAUGCCGUUUUGCGAUAUUUGCCAGCACCAAAUGAACGGAAUCAAAUCUACGAUUGCUUUGGAUCGGAUUUCGUGGGGAAGGUAUCAAAGGUGACCCAUGACAAACAACGAGGGCCUUUGAGUCUGAUUCGUGUUUUCCGCGGUACACUUAAGAAAGGUGCCAAAAUCGUAACGGCCAAAGGUACUAGCGAGAGCAUUCAACGAAUCUAUGCGCCUUGGGCGGAUGAGUAUCGCGAGGUGUCCUCCAUAGGUGCGGGAAAUAUCGGGCUUUGUGCGGGACCAAAAUCGACGGUAACUGGCGAUCUGGUGGUAUCGAAUACCACAUCGUUGCGAAAUGCCUUUAAAAAGUUAAAUGCUUCGAACGGUAGCGAAGAGGACAACGAUCUUGACGAGGUGCUCGCUACGAAGCUAUCGCUCCAAACAGUCGUUCCCGAUGCGGUCUACUUUUGUUCCAUAGAACCACCUUCAUCGGCUUAUCAGGUGGCGUUGGAUAAUGCCCUGAAGGAAAUUCAGCGGGAGGAUCCAAGUUUGAGGGUGACGUACGAUGAAACUACAAUGCAAACCGUACUUGGAGGCAUGGGUAAGCUUCACCUGGAAAUUAUCAAAUCCAGGAUACUAACCGAAUACAAGAUUGAUGUGGACUUGGGUGCCCUCCAAAUAGCUUACAAAGAAACUUUAGAGGAGCCAUGUCGUGGAAGCUGGACGGCCGAGAAAGAAAUAGCAGGACAUAAGCAGUUUGUGCGAAUGGAAUUGACCGUUCAUGCAAUGAAACGUGGCGAGAAGUUCCACCUGGAUAACUCUCCGGAAGCGCAGGAGAACUUGAAAAUGAUUCGGCCUCGGCAAAUGUCCUACGUUAAAAAGGGCUCCAUAGCAGCUUUGGAACGAGGACCUAAAUUGGGCGGCCAAUUGAUGGACGUUGCAAUAACACUACACAAUCUAACCAUCGGCAAAGGAACGGCGGAUACCUUCAUUAUGGCUGCGACGGCUCAAUGUGUGCGGCACGUACUCUCGUCGGCAAACGUCCGUCUGAUGGAACCGAUUAUGCAGUUAGAAAUAGUUAUGCCUUCCGAAUACCUCAACUCCAUUUUGGCAGAUCUAGGGCGAAGGCGAUGCACCGUGUUGGAUGUUACCUCAAGGGGACAUCAGCACAAAGUACUGCGCGCGAAUGCUCCCCUGGCCGAGCUGGAGGAUUAUUCUAGUGAAGUGAGGUGUAUUAGUUCCGGCAAUGCUAGCGUUUCGAUGGAACCCAAUGGUUACGUGCUGUUGAACGAGAUGGACGAGGAGAGCGCCAUUCGCAGGGCUCACGGAUUGGAGUAGUGAUAUAGGGUAAGUUGUUGCGCAGUAAUAGAAUGUUGUUGAAUGUUGAA